Molecule: messenger RNA, 459 nt
Organism: Huiozyma naganishii CBS 8797
Lineage: Eukaryota; Fungi; Ascomycota; Saccharomycetes; Saccharomycetales; Saccharomycetaceae
Gene: MED11
Product: Med11p
Exons: 1
Coding region: 1-459 (152 amino acids)
Biological process (GO): regulation of transcription by RNA polymerase II
Cellular component (GO): mediator complex
Molecular function (GO): transcription coregulator activity
Source: RefSeq, a predicted model, not a curated record
AUGAAACUUUCCGCUGCAAUCGAAAUACGAACAAGUCACUUGACGAACAGUUGCACAGUGACACCCGGCAAGCUAAGGCAAAGGGCAGAGGGUAUGCAGUCUCCCUAUGUGCAGGAGCGGUUACAGUCGCUGGAGACGAUAGACCUGCAAUUGUGCUCGAUGUUGCAGGAGGUCAGCGAGGUGGUGUUCACUUUCAGCGAGAUAAAGAGAGGCAACGUCGACGUGAAACCGCAGUUCACUCAACAUGUCACACGGUUCUACAGCCUCCUGAACGAGUCCACAGGGAAACUGAGGGAUGAGAUUAGGCUGCUUGAUGAGAACGUCGGGAAACGGCUGCUGCCCAUCAACAACGUCAGCAAGAGAGCUCUCGGACAGGACGACGAGAAGCUCCAAGAGCAGAUGAAACUGCUCCAAGAGGUGCUCGAGGGUCCAGGGGAACACCCACCGCCGACUGCGUAA